UCUCACACACAAAGUCACAAGUGACAAUAUCCCAGCAUUUAUAGUCUCAAAUCAGUCUAUAUCCCCCCUUGUGUUUCUCACUCUCUUCAUGGCUCUCUUUCUCUCACUUCUUCUCAUCCUUUUGUUUCCUUCAACCAAUGCUGCCUGGCCACCUUCUCCUGGUUACUGGCCAAGCUCUAAAUUCAGGCCUAUGAGCUUUCACAAAGGCUUUAAAAUCCUUUGGGGUCCUGCCCAUCAAUCUGUUCACCACAAUGCAUUAACCAUCUGGCUUGACAAAACUUCAGGAAGUGGAUUCAAGUCUGUUCGGCCUUUUCGAUCCGGUUACUUUGGAGCCUCGAUUAAGGUCCAACCUGGUUACACUGCAGGGGUCAUAACAGCUUUCUAUCUAUCAAACAAUGAAGCUCAUCCGGGAUUUCAUGAUGAAGUGGACAUAGAAUUUCUUGGAACCACAUAUGGGAAACCUUAUACUUUGCAGACCAAUGUUUAUAUCAGAGGGAGUGGGGAUGGAAAGAUCAUUGGAAGGGAAAUGAAAUUUCACCUUUGGUUUGAUCCAACACAAGACUUUCACCACUAUGCCAUUUUUUGGAAGCCUAAAGAGAUCAUAUUCCUAGUGGAUGAUGUGCCCAUAAGAAGGUAUCCAAGGAAGAGUGCUGCUACAUUUCCUCUAAGACCAAUGUGGGUGUAUGGUUCAAUAUGGGAUGCCUCAUCAUGGGCAACCGAGGAUGGGAAGUACAAAGCCGAUUACAAAUACCAACCAUUUGUUGCAGAGUACAACAAUUUCAAAGCUAGCGGUUGCACCGCCUAUGCUCCGGCUUGGUGCCGCCCUGUUUCUGUCUCCCCUUCUCGGUCCGGCGGGCUAACAAGGCAGCAACGUGCAGCAAUGAGAUGGGUACAGAGAUACCAUAUGGUGUAUAACUAUUGCAGGGACCCCAAGAGGAACCACGCCUUGACCCCAGAGUGUCGGAGCUAGUGAACUUUAACAGCAUGAGUUUUACUUUCCUUUUCAUGAAAGAAUGUCACUAUUUGUCCA
Messenger RNA from Hibiscus syriacus, 1030 nucleotides. Its product is annotated as probable xyloglucan endotransglucosylase/hydrolase protein 32. Gene Ontology annotation, biological process: xyloglucan metabolic process; cell wall biogenesis. Bases 89 to 970 code for a protein of 293 amino acids. Gene Ontology annotation, cellular component: cell wall; apoplast. Gene Ontology annotation, molecular function: xyloglucan:xyloglucosyl transferase activity; hydrolase activity, hydrolyzing O-glycosyl compounds. Lineage: Eukaryota; Viridiplantae; Streptophyta; Magnoliopsida; Malvales; Malvaceae. The record is from RefSeq and is a predicted model, not a curated record. The transcript has 4 exons.